CAAUUUCUAUGAUCUGUAUGUAUUAUAUACUUCUUGUAAAAGUGAUCUCAUGUCGCCAUUUUGUGUUUCAAUUUUGCGCUUUACAUUUUAGAGAUUUGGUUAAAGUAAAAAAGAUGUCCUCCGCGAGCGGUGAUGAGAGCGAAGUUACUUUAGCUGAACCAGUACGCCGCACAAGGACUGGUCGUGCUCGUAAAACACCUGUAGUGGCAAAAAAAUCACCGGUGAAAAAGCUUCUAGCGAGAGCUACUCGUUCCCCUAAAAAAAUUCAAGAAAUUGAGGGGAUAGAGGAGGAAUCUCAUAUGUUAGAAGUGGUGGAAAGCCUAUCUGAAAAUGGUGUACAAAGAUUGAAUGACAUUAUAAUUGAGCGACACAAUGACAGUGCUCCUAUGUUACAUUUAGAAUUAGAAGAUUCAGGAGAUACUAAUGUUCAUGAAGUAACAAUAGAUCAAAGUAUACAGUCGGAGAUAGGUGUACCAGAAUUAGAAGCUCCUCCUCCACCAAAUGUGAAUAACAUGCCUAAUACACCUAUUUUAUCUUCGCUUAAAGUAAAAGAAGCUACACAUUUAAUGCAAGAACAUUCUGGUACAGAAUGUGAUACAAUAAUUAUAGAAGAGAGUAGUAUAGACAAGGAGGAUAUGCUUUGUGAAACUGCACAAAUUGAAAUGGAAGGACAAAGCAUAAGUAAUGAUGAAAUAAGUAAUCAACGUGUGUUGAUUGAUUUCGAAGAAGUUGUAACAGAAGAUGGUGAUACCAUAACACAAGUGACCAAAAUUUUGGAUACGGAUGGAAUUCAUUCAGAUAAUGUAAUCAGUCAUGUCGAUACAGGUAUUGAAGUUAUGGAGGUUGAUGAUUCACAACAAGAAAUAUCAGAAGUUGUAGAAAAUAUUGUGGAUAAAGUGGAACCGGAUGCAGAAGCAAUGGAAACUGAAAACAUAGAAUUUUCGACUAUUGAAAUUACUGAAGGAAAUAAUGAGUCUAGCUUUCAAAUUGAUAACGGUAUAAAAAAAACAGAACCAGAUACAGAAGCAGUUUCUGAAGAUGAAUUACCUACUGAAGCAGCUACUAAGGAACCAGAAACUGAAGCUGUUUCUGAUGAAGAAUUACCAGCAGCAGCUCCUGCUGAUUUAGGUGAAACAGAAUCUGUGUCGGAAGAUGAAUUACCACCGGAUAGCGAAAAGAAAAGAAAAAGUGGUAUUAAGUCUAUAAAUAAAACGCCAGAAAAAAAAGCUAAAACGGAAGGAGGAAAUAAAAGAAAAUUAAAUGCUGAAGGAGAAUACGAUCCUAGUUCUCCAACUUCUGAAAAUAAUGAUGAGACACCAGCGAAGAAAGUCGCUCUAUCCAGUGAAACAGAGCUUGGAGAUAAUAAAUUGGAUAUAAAGCCAGCGUCACCAAAAAAGAAAACUCUACCUGAAUUAGAAAAGUAUUGGAAAGCUGUCAAUGAGGAUCCAUCAGAUUUUACAGGGUGGACAUAUCUUCUGCAAUAUGUUGAUCAAGAGAACGACGCAGAGGCAGCGCGUGAAGCAUACACCAAAUUUUUGGAGCGGUACCCUUACUGCUAUGGUUACUGGCGGAAGUUCGCUGAUUACGAGAAGAAGAAGGGCAACCCCGAAAAUGUCCAAAUGGUAUUCGACCAAGGUUCGAAAGCUAUUUCGCUCAGCGUCGACCUCUGGCUGCAUUACAUCAACCACUGCAAAACUGUCUACGAAAAGGACGAAGAAAAACUUCGUGAACAAUAUGAAAGGGCUAUUCAAGCAUGUGGAUUGGAAUUUAGAUCUGAUCGUCUUUGGGAGAGUUAUAUUAAAUGGGAAUUGGAAGGGAAACGUUUGAGCAGAGUAACGGCAUUGUACGAUCGAUUAUUAUGUACUCCUACCCUUGGAUAUAUUUCUCAUUUUGAAGCCUUUCAAGAGUUUGUUUCUUCAAAUUUACCAAAUCGAAUUUUAAGCGUCGAUGAUUUUCUUGCUCUCCGAGCCGAAGUUAAAGCUCUCCUAAAAGCAGAUGAUGCUACGUCAGCAUCAGCUGCGGACGAUGCGCCACCAGGAGAAGAACCACCUCCUCACGAAAUGCCACCUACGGACGAAGAGACACGUGCUAUCAGAGAAAAGAUAAUCAGUAGUAGACGUAAAAUGCAUAAAGCAAAUGUUAAUGCAGUGGCUGCUAGAUGGUCAUACGAAGAAGGGAUUAAGAGGCCAUACUUUCACGUUAAACCUUUAGAACGAUGUCAGUUAAAGAAUUGGAAGGAAUAUUUGGACUUUGAAAUUGAACAAAAGGAUCAAAAUAGAAUCAUCAUUCUUUUUGAAAGAUGUCUCAUAGCGUGUGCACUUUAUGAUGAAUUUUGGAUGCGGUUUGUACGUUAUCUGGAAUCAUUGAAAGGUGAUAAUGUAGAAAAAAUAAGAGAUGUUUAUUCGAGAGCAUGCAUGGUGCAUCAUCCAAAGAAACCUAAUCUACAUCUGCAGUGGGCGACCUUUGAGGAAGGUCAGGGUAAUUUUGAAAAAGCUGCUGCUAUAUUGGAAAAUAUCGAUAAUGUAUUACCCAAUAUGUUACAAAUAGCCUAUCGAAGAAUAAAUUUAGAACGCAGACGUAAUGAUUUAGAGAAAGCUUGUACAUUGUACGAAAACUAUAUAAGCAACAGCAAAAAUAGGACAAUUGCUAAUAACAUUGCAGUAAAAUACGCACGUUUUCUUUGCAAAGUUAAGAACGAUGUGGAUAAAGCUAUUAAAGUAUUAUUGAAGGCCACAGAGAAAGAUAAGGAUAAUCCAAGAUUGUACUUGCAAUUAAUAGAUCUGGGGUUACAGAGAAAUCCAGUUGAUACGCAAGAAAUUGUCGGAUACAUGGAUAUGUUUAUAGAAAGAGAACAUGCUGAUUUGGAACAAAGAGUUUUAUUUGCACAACGCAAAGUAGAAUUCCUCGAAGACUUCAGUCCUGAUAUUCGGCAAGUUUUAAAAGCACACGAACAGUUCCAAAAGUGUAUAAAACAAGCAAAAGAACGGAAAAAGACAAAGAGUGAUGAUAACAAAACUGAUUCUUCUCCUCCGAAGAAAGUGAAAACUGGAGAACAGUCUAAUAUACCUCCACCACCAUCUGUAGGUUCUCAAUCUUAUCAGUAUAGCAGUGGACCAAGCGGACCUUAUCAGUCACAACAACAGUUUCAAGGUGGCCAAUAUGGAGGUCAAGGUGGCUAUCAACAAGGUUAUCAACAAUAUCCACCUCCGUCAGAUCCUAAUUAUGCAAAUUAUCAAAAUUGGCAGUAUGGACAAGGUGGUCCGCAAGCAUAUGGACCUUAUAAUCAAUGGGGUUCUUACAAUUAUUAUUAAAGGAUUAUUCUUAAUUUCUUGUGUAAGCAGUUAUUAUGCGUUAUCAUAUUUGUUGUAUAUUUUAUGACCCUUUUUCAUUCACUUUCAAUUUAUCAAAAACGAAUAAUUUUAUCAAUUUUACCGCUAAAUUACGGAACAGGCUUUCCAAAAGUGCUAUUUCCCUUUUAACAUUUCUAUAAAUGCUUUUCGAAAUGAUAAAUAUGCACUUAAGCUUCUAAACGAUAUGUAAUGAGAGUUAAUGUAUUGAAAAAUACGUCUAUUAAUUGAGUUUGCUAUUACGUCAAGUUGUAAAAAAGUUCUUUCAAUGUCAAUGUCAUCUUUCAUACAAAUUCAUAUUAGAUACAAAUUACUUUACGUAUAUUUAACAAAUUCACGUAUGACACGGCAAUAAGCUAUGAUCGUUUUCUAUUCUUCUUGACAUAAGUCGAAUAGUUGAAAAUCGAACAGCUUACCCAAAUGACAUGAAAUAAAAACAUAGGAUAGUUUCUAAUGCAUUUUUUCCCCAUUUUU
Molecule: messenger RNA, 3821 nt
Organism: Vespa mandarinia (Asian giant hornet)
Lineage: Eukaryota; Metazoa; Arthropoda; Insecta; Hymenoptera; Vespidae
Gene: Prp39
Product: pre-mRNA processing factor 39
Biological process (GO): RNA processing; mRNA 5'-splice site recognition
Cellular component (GO): U1 snRNP; U2-type prespliceosome; commitment complex
Molecular function (GO): protein binding; pre-mRNA 5'-splice site binding
Source: RefSeq, a predicted model, not a curated record